Messenger RNA from Halteromyces radiatus, 519 nucleotides. Its product is annotated as ATP synthase complex subunit H-domain-containing protein. The record is from RefSeq and is a predicted model, not a curated record. The transcript is spliced from 4 exons. Gene Ontology annotation, biological process: proton motive force-driven ATP synthesis. NCBI's taxonomy places the organism in Eukaryota, Fungi, Mucoromycota, Mucoromycetes, Mucorales, Cunninghamellaceae. Bases 57 to 335 code for a protein of 92 amino acids.
UUUUUUUUUUUCCAACCUCUCUCUUUCUAUUUAUUUUUCAAAAGAUCCUUUCGACCAUGUUCGCUCGCAUCGCCACUCGCUCUGCCGCCCUCAAGGCUCCUCGUUCCAUGGCUGUCCGUGGUUUCUCUGUUGCUGCCAUCCAACAAAAGGAUGUUAUCUCAGAUUUGUAUAUCAAGGAAUUGAAGGCUUACAAGCCCGCUCCUGCUUCUAAGGCUGAUGAAGCUCAAGUCAAGGAUUUGAAGCUCCCUCCUGCUCCUGCUGCUCCUCAAGUGGAUGAAGACUUGGCUGCUCAAUUGGCUGCUUAUGAUGCUGAACCUGAAGAAGCUUCCCAAUAGAUAUUGUACUUUAUCAAAAUCAUUCCUUCUCAUCCAUUUCUUCUUCAAUAACAUCCUCAACAUCGACAACAACAACAACAACAACAACGAUAGCAACGAAUCAACAAUCUCAUAUACGAAUUUGUGAUAGGUUUAGUUGUAGUAUUAUUGCUUUUGGAAAAUAAAGAUUGUAGAAACGUAUACA